Molecule: messenger RNA, 684 nt
Organism: Falco peregrinus (peregrine falcon)
Lineage: Eukaryota; Metazoa; Chordata; Aves; Falconiformes; Falconidae
Product: vigilin-like
Exons: 6
Coding region: 1-684 (227 amino acids)
Cellular component (GO): nucleus; cytoplasm
Molecular function (GO): mRNA binding
Source: RefSeq, a predicted model, not a curated record
AUGAUGCAGAAGGGGUGUGCCCUCUGUUCCCAUCAGGAAAAUGAACACACUGCGGACCUAAUCGUUGAGCAGAAAUUCCACCGGACCAUCAUUGGGCAGAAGGGUGAGCCGAUCUGGGAAAUCCGGGAGAAAUUCCCAGAGGUUAUCAUCAACUUCCCAGACCCUGCACACAAGAGUGACAUCGUCCAACUCCGAGGUCCCAAAAAUGAGGUGGAGAAGUGCACCGAGUACAUGCAAAAGAUGGUGGCAGACCUGGUUGAAAACAGCUUUUCUAUUUCUGUCCCCAUCUGCAAACAGUUCCACAAGAACAUCAUAGGGAAAGGAGGUGCCAACAUCAAGAAGAUCCGUAAAGAAAGCAACACCAAAAUUGAUCUCCCAGCAAAGAACAGCAACUCGGAGACGAUUGUUAUCACAGGCAAGAGGGCAAACUGUGAGGCUGCUCGCCACAGGAUUCUUGCCAUCCAGAAGGAGCUGGCCAACAGCACAGAGGUGGAGGUCUCUAUUCCUUCCAAACUGCACAGUUCCCUCAUUGGUGCCAAAGACCACUUUGUCCGCUCCAUCCUGGAGGACUGUGGUGGAGUCCACAUCCACUUCCCCACCAAGGGCUCUGGCAGUGACACCGUGACCAUCAGGGGCCCAGCCCAGGGUGGGGAGAAAGCCAAGAAACAGCUGCUGCACCUGUGA